CUGCAGGAACAGAAACAGAAAGGAGCACAGCACCAAAGGAAAAGAGCAGUGCCGGAGAGCUCACGGGGAGAGGAGAAGCCAUGCACAAGAAAAAGCUGAGAGGCAUGUAUAUAUCUAAGAAGGCAUUAAAGCAUAAUUUUGACCCUUAUAAUUAUCCAUGGGACACAUACCUGCUAGUCGAACUGCAGUGGGGUGAGACUGGCAGGCCUUGGAUACACUGGGUCAAAAAUGAUCGUGGACUCCAUGCUGAAGUCUACUUCCUGGAGAAGAUCUUCAUGAUGAAAAGAUCGAAUAAUUAUGUCAACUGUUCCAUCACCUGGUACUUGUCCUGGAGCCCUUGUGAGGACUGCUGCUAUAAAAUACUGAAUUUCUUAAUGAAGCACUCAAAUGUGAACAUAGACAUAUAUGUAGCACGGCUUUAUUACAGAGAAGAUGAAAAAACCCGCCAAGGUCUGAAGAACCUUGUGAACUUGGCGAAAGUAACCAUUGCUGUCAUGGAAAUUGAAGCCUAUACUUACUGUUGGAAAACCUUUAUACAAGGAGAUGAUGAUGAUGAUGAUUCCUGGACUAUGGGCUUUCAACCAGAGAUAACUAAGAAUCGUUUGAAGCUCAAGGAGAUCUUUGAGGGUCCUCCAUUCAUAAAAUCAUAGAAUUAUAGAAUAUCUCA
Egretta garzetta (little egret) is the source of this 667-nucleotide messenger RNA. Its product is annotated as C->U-editing enzyme APOBEC-1-like. Gene Ontology annotation, biological process: cytidine to uridine editing. NCBI's taxonomy places the organism in Eukaryota, Metazoa, Chordata, Aves, Pelecaniformes, Ardeidae. Gene Ontology annotation, cellular component: cytoplasm; nucleus. Gene Ontology annotation, molecular function: cytidine deaminase activity; zinc ion binding; RNA binding. The record is from RefSeq and is a predicted model, not a curated record. The coding region runs from base 81 to 650 and encodes 189 amino acids. The transcript is spliced from 4 exons.